This is a messenger RNA of Penaeus indicus, 576 nucleotides long. RefSeq names its product tyrosine-protein kinase ITK/TSK-like. The record is from RefSeq and is a predicted model, not a curated record. The transcript is spliced from 4 exons. NCBI's taxonomy places the organism in Eukaryota, Metazoa, Arthropoda, Malacostraca, Decapoda, Penaeidae. The annotation marks the transcript as partial.
AGCGGCCGUCGGAAAGAGCGAGGUCGCGUGGAGCUAAUUCGCGUGGUGGCCGUUGAGAGCGUGGACACCGCGGUGUUCCAGCGGGACUUCGUGUUCCAGCUCUGCUACCUGUCAGAGGACGACGACCAGUACGUGCUGUACAUCGCUGCCCCGACCGCACAGGACCGCGAGCAGUGGCUGGAUUACAUCCGCAAGCUGGUUGCAGACAACGACUGUCUCUCAGACAAAUACCAUCAAGGAGCCUUCAUCAAGAGCCAGUGGUCGUGCUGCAAAGGCGGCAAGAAUACCAUCGCGUGCACCGACGUCACUUGGACGAUCAACCACAACAACAACCCACCAGUAACACAGGAGAAAGUUAUUUUCUGUACUUUGAGGGAACACUAUUAUUUGAUGUCGAUUGACGGGAAACGCGGUCUUGAGAAAGGCAUUGCACCUCACAAACCAACAUCCCACAUUGUGAAUGCAGCGAAUAUUGUCAGCACGCCGCUUGUAACCCCCCUUUUGUCAACACCUUCUGUUGUCUGGCCCCGAAGAGUCACAUCAUCUCUUGGGAGUCCUGCAUCACAUGAAGUGUAA